AUGGAAAGGCUUUCAGAACGAGUUGGCGCCUCCACCAUUGCUGCUCCUGGUGCUGCUCGUGAUGGCAGUGGCGGUAGCCGCAAUUGCGGGGAGGACAGAUUAAGUGAGGGUUCAACUUCAAGCUCCACCACUGUCGCUCAUGGUGCUUCAGGAGAAGGAGAAUUGUCGAUCCAAGGGGGGGCUACUGGAGGGGAACAAGUCGGUAGAGCCAGUUUGGAAUCAGAUGCUGCUGCUGUUGGAGUGGGGGCUCGAAGGAGUGGCUCUCCUCCUGGUGGUGGGAGUCGGACUGAUGCAGUGCACACGGGCGGUGGGGAUAAGGGGAGGAGUGAUGGCAGAGAACAAGGAGCAGUUGUAGGAGACGAGAUAGAGUCAUGCAGCAACGAAAGCAGCAAGAGCAGUGGAGGGGUGGAGGUGGAGAGGAGUGAUAAGAGCCGGAGCUCAACAUUGGUGAAUCUGGCCGCUGCCACUGAGACUGGCAUUCUGGUCGUGCUUCUCACCAACCCUAUCUGGCUCGCCAAGACGCGCCUGCAGCUGCAGGGGGCCAUGGAUCCCAAGGGACCACCACACCAUGCAGCGGCCCCCAACGCCAUCUGGUCAAUAGUGAAGGAGGAGGGCGUUAGAGGGCUGUACAGAGGCAUCGGUCCAAGCCUGGUCUUGGUGUCGCAUGGGGCCAUUCAGAUGGCGGCGUAUGAGGAGCUGAAGCAGCUCAUGCUGGCUCUGCGAUCACCCACAGCAUGGGCACCACGUACACCCUCUCCACCACACGUUGACUCACAUCCCUCCUCCUUCUCUCUUCCUGCUGUAACAGAGCUGUCCCCAUGGGACAUAGCUGCAGUGGGAGCAACUGCCAAGCUGUGUGCUGCCUCUGCCACCUACCCCUACCAGGUACAGCACCCAUUGACUCUCAUUGCCCCUACCACCAGGUAUGGCACCCGCGGACUUGUCAAGCUGGAUACUUCUUCUGGGUAG
Closterium sp. Naga37s-1 is the source of this 969-nucleotide messenger RNA. The record is from the annotation of a GenBank genome assembly. NCBI's taxonomy places the organism in Eukaryota, Viridiplantae, Streptophyta, Zygnematophyceae, Desmidiales, Closteriaceae.